UGUUAUGCUGCUAUACUUAGCUUGAAAGUGGUCAAUCAGGCAGGUAGUAUCCUUUUUUUUAGGUUCAUGUAGUCUUUGGCGACAUUUCCAAGUUGAUAAAAACCAAAAACCCGGAGUUGGUCAGCUCGCUAAGUGCGACAGGUCACUGACAAUAUGACUAAGCACGAGUUUGAGGUGGACAUGAACUGUGAAGGAUGCUCUGGAGCCGUUACUAGAAUCCUCAACAAGCUUGGAGAUGUUAAGUUUGAGAUCGACCUGCCCAACAAGCUGGUUUGGAUCGAGUCGGACAAGGAUGUGGAAGUUCUCACGGAGACGCUGAAGAAAUGUGGAAAGGAAGUCAAGUACAACGGCACUAAAUGAAGGCGUCUGCUUCAUAUGUUUAACAGGAAACCCUGCUGCUGCAAAGUAAAAAAUUAAGCUAGACUUGAAGUUAAUUACCAGGAGACCCCAAAGGUGGCACGCCUCAUCAACCCAUGUGCUUGGAAAAGAUCUGGGAGCCAAACUCUCUCAGAUUGAGGCCCCUCGUUUCAAGAUGACAUUUGACAAAUCACUCUUGGUGGAUGAUGUUAUCAUGGAUUUAGGUUUGGAAAACAGAAAAAAAACCUUCUAAUGUCUGUCCUGGAUUGACAGAUUAUUGGAUGGUUUUGUGGUGGCAUAAAAUGUAGUAUUUGAAAUCCUGUUUGUUGUUCAAUUUGCUAUAAUUUCUGCGUUGUGUUUUGGGCCUUAGUGCAAAAGCCAGAGUGGGACGCCCCCUGCAGUUUGGAUGACUUUCAGUUGAAGCGUAAAGAGUGUCUGUUACUGUCUGUGGUGAACAUCUUCUUAAACCUGCAAAACGAUCCUGUUAGUCUUCCUUCAGAGCAGUUCAAGAACAUUCCCUGUAUCCGUUUCAAUAAAAUGAACUGUUCCCCCUUUUGCUUUUACAUUGACUCAGUAUUAUUGACAGCAAAUGUUAUCCGACACUACUUCAUGGACAAUAUCUAUAGUUAUAAUUUGGGGUGUAAAGAUAACCAUGUUUUAAGGACUACCAUGUUUUUACACUACAAAUCAUCAGACAUCACAUAAAUCAUAAUUAUGUAGAUUUGAUAACAGGCAUAUGUGUAUUUUUACAUAUAGUUUGCUCUGGGUUUUAUUUAUGUUGCCACCUUCCUUCUCCUGGCAUAAAUUUGAUUCUCAGAAUGUCUUAUUCACGCACAACUGAAAUAAAAUCAAUUAUGUGUCAA
Poecilia reticulata (guppy) is the source of this 1220-nucleotide messenger RNA. It is a transcript of the gene atox1, whose product is annotated as antioxidant 1 copper chaperone. Gene Ontology annotation, cellular component: cytosol. Gene Ontology annotation, molecular function: metal ion binding; copper chaperone activity. Gene Ontology annotation, biological process: copper ion transport. The record is from RefSeq and is a predicted model, not a curated record. Lineage: Eukaryota; Metazoa; Chordata; Actinopteri; Cyprinodontiformes; Poeciliidae.